AUUACAAAGAUUGAUCUAUUUCUUCAUUUCCUCCAUCCCUCUAAGCCCGCUCCCACCUCCCCCUCUCCCUUCUUUCCAUCUCAUUUGCCCCUGCUCUGUUUUCUCGGCAUCUCAUCUCUUCAUUGGUCCAUAUUCUCAGUCACUUGACUGAAAUAGCAGAGAAAUUGAACUGGCUUGUGGUGUGGAACAGGCUGACAGUAGAUUCAUAAACAGGAUGUCCAUACUGAAUAUUGUUGCCAGGGAGAUCCUGGACUCCAGGGGAAACCCCACUGUGGAAGUAGAUCUGCAUACAGACAAAGGUCUGUUCAGGGCUGCUGUGCCCAGUGGUGCAUCCACCGGCAUCUAUGAGGCACUGGAGCUCCGAGAUGGCGACAAGGCUCGCUACAAGGGCAAAGGUGUUACCAAGGCUGUUGGUCACAUUAAUGACACCCUUGGACCCGCCCUCAUCCAGUCAGGAAUCAGUGUGUUGGAGCAGGAUAAAUUGGACAAUAUGAUGAUUGAAAUGGAUGGGACUGACAACAAAUCUCAGUUUGGGGCCAAUGCUAUUCUUGGAAUAUCACUGGCCAUAUGUAAAGCUGGCGCAACAGAGAAAGGUGUCCCCUUGUACCGUCACAUUGCUGAUCUUGCAGGAAACAGCGAGCUGGUCCUCCCAGUUCCUGCAUUUAAUGUGAUCAAUGGGGGCUCUCAUGCUGGUAACAGGCUGGCAAUGCAAGAGUUCAUGGUACUUCCUGUUGGGGCGGAGUCUUUCCGUGAUGCUCUGCGUGUGGGGGCAGAGCUAUAUCAGACACUGAGAGGUGUCAUCAAGGAGAAAUAUGGCCAGGAUGCAACGAAUGUGGGAGAUGAGGGAGGGUUUGCUCCUAAUAUACAGGAGAACAGUGAAGCCCUGGAGCUGAUCAAGACGGCCAUAGAGAAAGCAGGCUUCACAGACAAAGUGGUGAUAGGGAUGGAUGUUGCUGCUUCAGAGUUUUUCAUUGAGGGCAAAUAUGACCUGGACUUUAAGUCUCCCCCCAAUGCUGCCCGCAACAUUAGUGCUGAGGAGCUGGCCAACAUCUACCAGGGCUUCAUUAACAACUAUCCAGUUGUGUCCAUUGAGGAUCCUUUUGACCAGGAUGACUGGCCUGCUUGGUCACAGUUCACAGCCUCAGUGGGCAUCCAGGUGGUCGGAGAUGAUCUGACGGUCACUAACCCACGCAGGAUACAACGCGCUGUGGAGGAAAAAGCCUGCAACUGUCUGCUGCUUAAAGUCAACCAAAUUGGUUCUGUCACGGAGGCCAUCAAAGCGUGUAAGCUGGCCCAGGAGAACGGCUGGGGUGUGAUGGUGAGCCACCGCUCAGGAGAAACAGAGGACACCUUUAUAGCUGACCUGGUGGUUGGUCUCUGCACUGGACAGAUCAAGACGGGUGCUCCCUGUCGAUCAGAACGUCUGGCCAAAUACAAUCAGCUCAUGAGGAUCGAGGAAGAGUUGGGUGACCAGGCUCACUUUGCUGGGCACAACUUUCGCAACCCUAGUGCCCUUUGAAUGCCAUUAACAGUGGCACACAAAAAAGCAAAAUAUAUACAAAUCCUGCUAUGUUUUCAGGGCUCACCUGUUUCAGCAGAGCUCUAAACACACACAUACUUAAAUGCAUUAAGACUAAUUUAAGACUAAUUAGUUUUCAAAUAACUUAGACACACAGAUAAUGCACCAUAGUUACAGACUAUUGACCUAGCGCUUCAGCAAGUGAUUGACUUUAAUGACAGUUUAUUGCAGUAAAUACCUAACAAAGCCUGGUGGAGGAAAAAAAUAGCAGUGUUUUGUCGCUCAGCUCAAAUAAUAAACUGCAUAUAUUAUUAUGUCAUGUAGUCUGUGGUGCAAACCCACACUUUCCCUCAUGCACUUGUUAGUUUCUUUUCCUUUUCCUAAUUGUUCGGAUGUGUUGAUCUUUUGUGCCCUGCUGUUUCCUCUCUCUCCUGUUCCUCGUGUUGUUUCUGAUGUGAACACUAAGCAGCUUGCUAAAAAAAAAUUGUGUCUGUUACUUUGUCUAAAGUUAAGCUAAAUAAACAGAUGGAUAUAUGUUAACUCAAACC
This is a messenger RNA of Monopterus albus (swamp eel), 2067 nucleotides long. Its product is annotated as gamma-enolase. NCBI's taxonomy places the organism in Eukaryota, Metazoa, Chordata, Actinopteri, Synbranchiformes, Synbranchidae. Gene Ontology annotation, biological process: glycolytic process. The transcript has 13 exons. Gene Ontology annotation, cellular component: phosphopyruvate hydratase complex. Gene Ontology annotation, molecular function: phosphopyruvate hydratase activity; magnesium ion binding. The record is from RefSeq and is a predicted model, not a curated record. The coding region runs from base 215 to 1519 and encodes 434 amino acids.